Saccharomycodes ludwigii is the source of this 186-nucleotide messenger RNA. Its product is annotated as 40S ribosomal protein eS30. Gene Ontology annotation, biological process: translation. The annotation marks the transcript as partial. NCBI's taxonomy places the organism in Eukaryota, Fungi, Ascomycota, Saccharomycetes, Saccharomycodales, Saccharomycodaceae. The transcript has a single exon. The record is from RefSeq and is a predicted model, not a curated record. Gene Ontology annotation, cellular component: cytosolic small ribosomal subunit; ribosome. Gene Ontology annotation, molecular function: structural constituent of ribosome.
GGUAAAGUUCACGGUUCAUUAGCUCGUGCUGGUAAAGUUAAAUCUCAAACUCCAAAGGUUGACAAGCAAGAAAAACCAAAGAAACCAAAGGGUCGUGCUUACAAGAGAAUGUUGUACAACAGAAGAUUUGUCAAUGUCACUUUGACCAAUGGUAAGAGAAAGAUGAAUCCAUCUCCUUCCGCCUAG